CUUCACCAUGGCCAUUGUUUCAUAGAUCGCGCCAGCGGCUAUGAUAAUCAUCGUCAUCUCGAUCACGCCGAGAUGACUCUCUGGGCUAAAAAGAUUGUUCUUGGUCAUGCAACAAUUUACAACCCACCUCACUGCCUCAAUUUCGACCAUGGCCCAGCCAACAAAAAGCCUCGUCACUCGAGGUCGGGAUCAUCACCUGAAACUCCUAGUCCUCCACCGCUUUCGCAACAGUGCCACUUUGAGUCUGCAGCCCAGAUCCCUAACACAACACUGCCGGACUAUCCAAAAAUUGGGGUGUUGCUUGCGCUGAUCGAUGCCGAAAGACCGGAACUGCAAAUUCAGGAACUUGAAAUGUCCCUGCUAGAUGCAGGGGUGGUUUUGUCGAGCCAAGUAAUGCUUUUACUGGAGGAUGUGUUGAGUGUCGUUGGCAAUAUGGGGCAAAAGCAAGCCAGAAUCCUCCGCAAUUUCGCUAAACGGAUUGUUCUGCCGCUCCUUGGACUCCUCAAUUCCUACGAGGAGCCAGAGAUAGAGGAGCCAGAGGCACCUAGCUUA
Messenger RNA from Suillus subalutaceus, 552 nucleotides. RefSeq lists its product as uncharacterized. The annotation marks the transcript as partial. The record is from RefSeq and is a predicted model, not a curated record. The transcript has 3 exons. NCBI's taxonomy places the organism in Eukaryota, Fungi, Basidiomycota, Agaricomycetes, Boletales, Suillaceae.